AUGGAAAGGUUCCUGCGCUCCUGGCGGCAGGAUGCCUUGAAUCGCGGUCAACAUGAUUCGGCAAUCUACAUUGGCGACAAAGUACUUGCACUCACCAACAGUGACUCUGACGCAUUCUGGUUGGCGCAAGUUCACUUCUCCAACAACAACUUUACGCGUGCACUAGCUCUUCUCUCGCGCAAAGAUCUCGUUUCUCGAAGCACCGCCUGUCGCUACCUUGCUGCCCACUGCUACAUCAAACAGAACCAGUUCGAUCAAGCUCUCACCAUCCUGGGUGAACACAAUCCCACUGAUCUUAUUCGCAACAAUCAUACUCGGCGCAAAAUCCAACACCAAAGCCAUGUCACACUGCGCAAUGGGAAGAGCGCGACACCCCGCAGUGAUCGAGCCGAGGAGCGAGAGCGCGAGGAUGCUAACAACAUACGGUUCGAAGCUGCUAUGUGUUAUUUACGAGGUCUAUGCUUUGCUAAACAGAAUGCAUUUGACCGCGCACGCGACUGUUACAAGGAUGCCGUGCGAAUUGAUGUACAAUGUUUUGAAGCAUUCGACCAGCUGAUGAAGAACUCUCUGAUGUCUCCUGCAGAAGAGUUGGAGUUUCUUGAAUCACUCGAUUUUGAUUCCGUCUCGUCUCCAGACCCUAUGAUGGCGCAAGAAGCUGCGCAUUUCACCAAAAUGCUGUAUACGACUCGUUUAUCGAAAUACUCUUCUCCCACCAUUCUUUCCGAUGCCACCGAAACCCUAUCUACACAUUACAACCUUGCAGAGAAUCCGGAUAUUCUCCUAUCCCGCGCCGAAGCUCUGUAUACACAAUGCCGUUUUGCAGAAGCAUUGGAAUUGACUUCUUCUAUACUAUCCACAUCUCAGUCGACCGAUCUAUCUGCGCCAAAUUCGAGCGUACCUGCACAAAACAACCUUGGACAUGCGCCGGCCAUAUAUCCACUCCAUUUGGCUUGUCUGUACGAGACUGGGGCCACGAACGCGCUAUUCUUACUCUCUCAUAUGCUUGCGGAUCAUUCUCCCGAGGAGCCGUACACCUACUUAGCAAUUGGAGUCUACUAUCUAUCAGUGUCUAAGGUGGCCGAGGCGCGGCGGUUCUUCUCCAAGGCCUCAUUGUUGGAUCCGCAUUCAGCACCGGCUUGGAUUGGGUUUGCACACACUUUUGCUGCUGAGGGUGAACAUGACCAGGCCAUUGCAGCGUACAGUACUGCCGCUCGGUUGUUCCAGGGCAGUCAUCUGCCCCAACUCUUUUUGGGAAUGCAGCAUCUCGCACUCAACAACAUGUCCUUGGCACACGAAUAUCUCUGUGCCGCUCACGCUAUGUCGACUGGAGCUGCCCCAGGGACCGUAUCUACCGUCCCUUCUAAUUCAUCAACCAUAGCUUCAGCGGUCGGCGGGGAUCCACUGGUUCUCAACGAGCUAGGGGUUGUCUUUUAUCACCAAAAUCAUCUUGGCGGCGCCAUCGAACUGUUUGAACAGGCACUUGCACUCGCUACUUCUCUUCACUGCGAACCUAGUGCCUGGGUGGCUACACGUGCCAACCUGGGCCAUGCACUCCGUCGUAUGGGCCGUCUGUCCGAGGCUCUCCGUGAAUUCGAUGAAUGUCUUCGCGUGGGGGCCGGUGGAAGCAGCAUGGGAUAUGCGCCGUUUUUAGGCGGUGGUGCAGGCGGCUCAGGAGCGGUUGCGUCCGCGUCCGGCGUUGGGGGUUAUGAAGAUCGUGGCCUGACGGGUUCUCUGCAUACAUCUCGUGGGCUGGUGUUGCUAGAGUUAGGACGUACCGCAGACGCCGUGACCGCCCUGCACGAGGCUGUGCGUGUUCUUGGGGCGAGUGGCGGUGGUGAUGCUGCAGGGGGUGCAGGCGUGGCAGGUACUCUACUCUCACGUGCACUCGAGCUCUGGGCCGCAGAAGGACGACAACAAGACCGCGCCGCCUUUGAUGAGACUAUGCGAGAAAUUACCGCAACUUCUUCCAAGCGCCGGGGUCCCAAUCGGUCUCGUGAGCAGAAAGGCAAAGAGCGGGUUGCGCCGGAAGAGAUGUCCCGGCGACGUGGGCGCCAGGAGCCCUUGGUGGAAGAAUGGACCGAGCAGCUAGCGACGCCCUCGGCUGAACACGAACAGGUUGAGAUGGAUCUUGACGAUGAAGCCGACGGAUUGUUACGCCGAGCUCUCGGCCGUGUACGAAACAGUCGACAACGUCGCCUAGCAGUACCCGCAACUCCAGACGCCAACGAAACGCCAGCUCCAUCUAGCGGCCGUAGUCGCGGAGCACGACAUGGACGGAGUCAAUCCCGCCAAUGA
Molecule: messenger RNA, 2295 nt
Organism: Penicillium paradoxum
Lineage: Eukaryota; Fungi; Ascomycota; Eurotiomycetes; Eurotiales; Aspergillaceae
Product: anaphase promoting complex subunit CDC16
Exons: 2
Coding region: 1-2295 (764 amino acids)
Biological process (GO): cell division
Molecular function (GO): protein binding
Source: RefSeq, a predicted model, not a curated record